Molecule: messenger RNA, 6408 nt
Organism: Lampris incognitus (smalleye Pacific opah)
Lineage: Eukaryota; Metazoa; Chordata; Actinopteri; Lampriformes; Lampridae
Gene: ero1b
Product: endoplasmic reticulum oxidoreductase 1 beta
Exons: 16
Coding region: 285-1754 (489 amino acids)
Biological process (GO): protein folding in endoplasmic reticulum
Cellular component (GO): endoplasmic reticulum; endoplasmic reticulum membrane
Molecular function (GO): thiol oxidase activity; FAD binding; protein-disulfide reductase activity
Source: RefSeq, a predicted model, not a curated record
AGUAGGAUGUCCAGAACUUAGCCAGCCAGUGUUACAGUUCAUUUUACAAGCGUGAUAUGGUUUCUUCUGGGCGGAAUUUAGGUCAUAUUGUUCCUUGGAAGACUACCGACUACCCGGCUGCCAAACUAUACCGGAGACGCUGAUUGCAACUAUUGUUAGCUUGUGGAUGCUAGGUCACCUGAAGCCUGUGCUACAUCUAGCACAACAAAACGGGGCGAUCUGCCUUGAGACGUAGUGGGGGUUUUUCUCUCUUGGUUUGUCUCUAAGCUUCUUUUGAGUUAGUCAUGUGGAAAAUCAUUUUUCAAACGUUUGGUCUUUUGAUUUUGGUUUGGUUUUUCGAGGGCUUUGUUUUGGGUUGGUUUCAACGCAAUAACGUCAAACCCAAAACAGAUCAGAGUGACCAUUCGAGAAGAGGUUCGGUGGACAAUCAGGAUCAGAACUGCUUUUGUCAUUUGACCGGAGUCUUGGAUGACUGUUUCUGUGACAUAGAGAGCAUUGACGUGUUCAACAACUUCAAGAUAUACCCACACAUCAAGAAGCUCACCGAACAAGACUACUUCAGAUACUACAGGGUCAACCUGAAGCGACCAUGUCCGUUCUGGCCCGACGAUGGCCACUGCUCUAUCAAAGACUGCCAUGUGGAGCCCUGUCCAGAGAGUAAGAUCCCAGUGGGAAUCAAGUCUGGCAACUACAACAAGUAUUCCCAGGCAGCUAACGCUAUUUCCGAGGUAACCGACUGUGAACAGGCACAAGAACUGGGCGCCAUCAACAGCACCCUGAGUAACCAGAGUCGAAAGGCAUUUGUCGACUGGGCUCGCCAUGAUGAUGCCCAGGACAACUUCUGUGAGCUGGACGAUGAGACGUCCCCAGAUGCGGAGUAUGUAGACUUGCUGCUGAACCCGGAGCGCUACACGGGCUACAAGGGCCCGUCAGCAUGGAGGGUCUGGAAUAGCAUCUACGAGGAGAACUGUUUUAAGCCCAGGUCUGUGUACCGGCCUCUCAACCCUCUGGCUCCAAGUCGAGGAGAUGAUGAUGGAGAGGGUUUCUACAACUGGCUGGAAGGUCUGUGUCUAGAGAAGAGGGUGUUCUAUAGGCUCAUCUCUGGCCUCCACAGCAGCAUAAACAUCCACCUGUGUGCUGAGUAUCUACUAGACGAGGGUUGGGGAAAGCCUGUGUGGGGACCCAACGUGCAGGAAUUUCGGCAACGUUUUGAUCCGGCGGAGACCAAGGGUGAGGGGACACGACGCCUAAAGAACCUCUACAUCCUUUACCUGAUCGAGCUGAGGGCCCUCUCCAAGGUGGCGCCCUACUUUGAGCGCGCCUUCAUCAACCUGUACACAGGAAACGCCCAGGAAGACAGUGCCACCAAGGACCUGCUGCUCCAGAUCUUCAACGAGACCAAGGCCUUCCCGAUGCACUUUGAUGAGAAGUCCAUGUUUGCCGGACACAAGAUGGAGGCCAAAAUACUGAAGGAGGAGUUCCGCCUUCAUUUUAAAAACAUCUCACGCAUCAUGGACUGCGUAGGCUGCAGUAAAUGUCGAGUCUGGGGGAAACUACAGACACAGGGCCUGGGCACAGCUCUGAAGAUCCUGUUCUCUGAGAAGGAAAUCAAGAACCUUCCCGAACAUAGCCCGUCUAAAGGCUUCCAGCUGACCCGACAGGAGAUAGUGGCCUUACUGAAUGGCUUUGGCAGGUUGUCCACCAGCAUACACCAGCUACAUAACUUUCGCUCCCUGCUGAAGGAUAAGAGGUAACACAGAACCCUCCGGACCAGAAGGUGGCACCAGCCCACAGGGAACUGCAAUAGUCUUAUCCUAGCCCAGAAUAAGACCUUUUUCAGGGACAUCAGAAUCAACACUGACCACCCACCUAUUUUAUUCCCUCCCAUUAAAACCCCUGGCCACUGCUACCCACCUCCUACUUUUUACCUUAACCCUAACACCCACCUAUCAUAGAUAGGAUGUCUGAGAAUCACAUUUCACUAUCACCUUUUUUUAAAUCAAUGCUGAGGUUUAAUCCACCAAAACUAUUUUUUCUGCAAGCAACUAAACUCUCCUUUUUUUCUUCUCUUUGAAUUUCUCUAAUUUGGACCCCAAAAAAAGUCACUAUGGGUAAACCUCCAGUUUGAUUGUGCACUUAACACCAAUUGAGACUGAACAGUAUGAAAGCCUGCUAGCAAACACAUGAUGGUCUCAUGCUCAGCUUGUCCAACCGGAUAACGGACAAUUUAUAAAGGGGGUGCGGCAAAGAGUAAAUCCCCCCCCCCCCCGAAUAUAAUUUGAGUUGGAAAGAUCUCAAAUCACCACAAUUGCACCAUCAUUCUGUGGCUGUUUCCCUUACUCUGCUGAUCCCGCCUUCAACUGACAUGCAGCAAAACAGAUGUUAGCAUCCAUAUAAUCCAGUUUGUAACAAAGAUGGCUCUCUUGAAGGAUUUUAGGAUCCUUUACCUGUGGAGAGAUCAGUUUAAAUCAGGUCAGGAAGCACUUGUCUGUUUUGAAGAUGACUUCUUGUGUCUGCAAACCAUGCUGGACUCUGCUGCGUGUCGUGUCUCUCUUCUGUUUCUUCUUUUUUUUCUUCCCCCUUUUACUCCUUCACCCCUUUUUAAAUCCAGAGAGAAUGGGGCGGAGCGAGAGCGAGAGAUAGGAAAGAGCUCAAUGCCUGAGGGUCUGGAAAGCCCUGAUAUUGUUUAUGACCCAAGGCUAAAACAAUGUGAGCUUGCUGAACCUUCUGUGUGUGGGUGUGGGCAGUUGGUUAGACAUUCUGCCUUAGCUGCCAUUAUGAUGGGAAACCCACCAUCAUCCAGAAAUCCUGCUCAAUUUCAAAACCUCAUGAGCACAUUGAGAAGUUUUUCUGGUUUACCAGCCAGUGAAUUAUGGGAGCAGAUUAAUGUAGUUCUUAGUGUGUCUGUAGAUUUUCAUCAGUUUCAGCCAUCACAUAAUGUAAAAUGAUUGAUUUCAUACUUAAAGCAACAAUCCUGAAGAUUGUAGUUUUUGAUUAAAUUUCUGACUCCGGUGUCAAUGCUGAUAAAGGUCAGUGUUGUUUGAGCACUCUAAAUCCCAAAGAGCCAUUCAAAAUGAACUAGUCGUCAGUGCUGUUGUGUCGGCACUUUUCCCACCGCCAAAAAAAAAUAACAUGGUUGAAAUGUAGUACAACAAUGAAUAAGUGAAACUAUAUGUUGGUAAAGUUCUUCUGCUGACUGGUUCUGCCAUAUCUGCUUGUUAACUACAGCAACUUCACUUCUUCAGACUUGCUUCUGGCUGCCUUAUUCUUCCACAUUUGGCUGUUACAAUAUGAAGACGUAAAAUGCUAUGGCUUUAUCAUUUUUCUGUUAAAGUCCUGCCAGACAUUAACCAUUAAAAUGAGCAACUACAAACAUGUUCAGGAUUUGGAUAUUUGUGGAUUAGCUCUUGUCUUAAUUGCUCCAAUAAGUAUAAGAGAGGACAUUUGUCUGCGUUUAAAUCUUCAGGGUUGUAGCUCUAAUGUUUGAGUCUGUAUUGGUGUUAAACAGCGGCCUCUACAGUAUGUUCUGAUAAUCGCAAAAAAUAAAAUAAAAUCGUGUACCAUUUGAUGGAACCACCAGGUGGUGAUGUCUCACCACAGAGCCCCCCCCCCAAAAAAAAUUCUGCCAGCGCACCUCCCUCACGCUCCCAAAUCCGCAAUUUUCAGAGCCAGAGAUCUGUGUGACCAAGAAAGUAAAAAUAAAAAAGGGAAGCCGUCACUUAACUCACACAAUAAAAAUGCUGCAAAUGCAGCUUUGCUUGUGAAUUCUCUUCUGGUUUUCAACAUAUUUCCAUUAUUGGAAAGCGUAUCCAAUAUGUAUACAAUGGCAAGAAAGGUGGCAAGCUAGUGUGCUGUCCAAGUACGCUUUCCUGUCUGCCAACGUGAAAAGUAUUCUGAUGUAAGGAAAGUCCAAUAACCAAGUGGAGCUCAUUUGCCCAGAGGUCACUGUUUGACACCGUCACAAUCCACCUUUAAAUAAUUACGAAUUUGACUUGUGCAUAUUUUUUUGCUUUUCAAUAAUUCUAACUCACCUGUGUUUGUGUUAAUUUCCCCCUGUGUGAAUGUGUUUAUGCGAGUGUGUUUAUGAUGUGUGUUCAUAUGAGUGGGCAUAAAUUUGUGUUUGUGUGUUAACUACAAAAAAAAAAGAUUAAUCAAGAAGGGUUUGCUGAGUCACAAAACUCAGGAUUGAUUGGUUUCUUUUUCCAAGAGGAAUUUUCAUUUCAUGAGUUCUUUUUCUGGUGUAGAUUUAAUUCGUUUAUGUGAGAUGAUCAAAAUUGUUUUUUUUUUUUUUUAUGUGAGUUUGAGAAUGAUACAUAGUUUACAGCACAGUAUACAGCUUUAGGGGACAUAACACAGUGAAGGACAAACUGGGCAACAGAAAAAGAGACACUGUGCUGCAACCGUGAGGUCCCACAUUGUGAUUCCCAAUUUCUCAACCCCAAGGCUGAGUGCUGACCGAGUUUCUUCAAGUAUCUUGGCACAAGGUCGGGAAUUUAUACCACCACCUCUCGGGGGAGAAGAAAAGAUGGUGAUGAGUAGAUUUCCAUGAGUCUUAUAAGGCUGUUGAAAUGACUACCAGCCAAAAAAAUGGGCAGAUAGGGUGAUAGCUGGUUAAGUCUGUUUACUCCAGCAGGUAAAAUAUCAUUUCUCAUCUACAGAUCUAGUCGGCUGACAAACUCGCCACAUGGCAGAUGAAUCUUGUGCAGGGCGAGCCAACACGUCCAGUGGCUCCCCCUCACUUUGAAAAUGCCCUCACUGCAAGUAUAGAAACUUGUUAGAAAUAGUAAGCAAGACGAAGACGUCAUCCUGUUUCUACCAUUCAGUUUGGUGCAACUUAUGUAAUUUGUUCUUGGAGAAACUGUAUUUAGACUGUAAAAGACAAGCGUGCCGUUGCAGUGGGAUAGGCGGCAGAAGUAAUCUUACGGCUAUUCAGCCUCUAAAUGCUAUUUCUUGUAAAGACUCUUGGCUGAACAAAUGUGCUUGUUAGUGGAACUGCUUGUCCAAGUGGACCAAAGACUGUUAUAUGUUGCCUAACUUCUUUUUCUUUUCUUUUUCGUGUUUGAUUUUUGUUUGGUUUGAUAUUCUCUUCCGGGAAGUGUUUUAUUGUCAAGUCUAAGAAUUAUUUUGGAUCUUGAAGGUAUAGCUUUGACUAUUUAACAUAAUACAAGCAUUUAAAAGUACAGACCACCGGAUAUGUUUAAAGUUUAUAUAGUUGUAGAAAUGGUACAUUCUGUGCUUUGGGCCUAAUAAGCAGUACUUGCCGCAGGAAAGGGCGCUAAGCUAGUGCUGUUGAGUAGCGGAGCUACUUUGAAUGUUGACAUUGGGUUUUUUUUGUAUUUCCUGCUAAUGGCAGUGAUCUGUUUAGUUGUCAAGAGUCUCAGAGAGGGGACAAGUGUGUCACCGGCGUUUUUGUCUCUCGUUUUGUGUUUGGCGAAGGGAUGUGUUUGUGUAGCCUCGUGAGAUAGAAGAAUCUCACCAGUCAGUUAAUUAGGUUGAGCUUCUGUGAGGAGAUUGAAUGUGACGGCCUACUCCCUCAGAGCAACUACAUAAGAGAGCUGCAGUCCAAUCACGGCUUUGGAAAGUGAUCCAAUAUGGAGGUCACAUAGGUGAGACGGGAUACAGCAGAGACAAUAUCAUAAAUCUGACAUUGCAAAGGGAUUUUCAUGACAACAAAGCAACACACAGUUGUCUGCGUUUUGCAGAUGGCCGCGUCGACACAGCUUAUGCUGCUGUCAUUGUGCGGUCAUCAUGUUUUACAAUUCUGCUGUCAACUCUCAUCUACUGGCCCCCGUGGAUCAGUCCCCAAAGCUUUACUCGGAUCUUUUUGUUUUUGUUUUUUUUGGGGGGUUUUUUCUUGGUGGGACCGCCAUUUGAAAUUGAUCUCGAUGACAGGAAGGCUGGGCAGAGAAAGAGACCCAUGAUAAACCCCCGAGAUUCAUCUGGCUCACAAGGCUAAUGUGUCUCAGAACGACAGAGAUAAACUAUUUUUUUUUGUAUGGAAAGUUUAUGUGAGGCAGAGAGACUGUGUGUGUGUGUGUGUGUGUGUGUGUGUGUGAGGAGUGAGCCAAAAUGUGUGCACGUUUGUCAUCUGAGCCUUGCAUGCUAUCAACAGCUGUACAUCCUGUGCAAUCCGCUUGUCUGCCUUAAAAAAACAUUUUUGAAAAAUAUUAUAAAAAAAACAAACAAAAAGCUCCUCUUGAUGUCGGCGUCUUCAGAGAACUCCAUUGCUCUUUUCCUUUCUGCCUUCCUUAGAUAGUCCACCCCCCCCCAGCCCUGUACCACUUGUAAAACACAUAAGACUUCAGCUGUCUAUUCCUCCAGAUCCAUAUGAAUACAUAGCUGCUCUGAUACUGAUGUGUAAACUUGUUGAAUAUAUUUAUUUAAACAGAGUAAUAAAUAUUUCUGGAU